Messenger RNA from Gopherus evgoodei (Goodes thornscrub tortoise), 821 nucleotides. RefSeq names its product pancreatic progenitor cell differentiation and proliferation factor (gene PPDPF). Gene Ontology annotation, biological process: cell differentiation; multicellular organism development. Lineage: Eukaryota; Metazoa; Chordata; Testudines; Testudinidae. The record is from RefSeq and is a predicted model, not a curated record. The transcript is spliced from 5 exons. The coding region runs from base 214 to 558 and encodes 114 amino acids.
GCGGCGGCGCUGCCUCUGAACCCCCUUAGACCUCGGCUGUGUUCGUGGACGUGGAGUGCACUCCCAGUAUCUCCUUUGCAAAUGGGCUCUGUGGCCUAGCGUUUACUCCCCUGAGCCUCGCCACCUGUGAUCUCAAGCCGUGAGGGUGCUGCUGGCAGCAGCGCUGAAAAGAAACAAGGGUUGAUAUCUGUACAAGAACUAAGAUCAAGUAACAUGGCAGCAAUCCCAUCAAGCGGCUCACUUGUGGCAACCCAUGACUACUACAGAAGGCGUCUGGGUUCCACUUCCAGUAACAGCUCCUGUGGAAGUGCUGAAUACUCUGGGGAGGUUAUUCCUCACCAUCCGGGUCUUCCCAAGUCUGACCCUGGUCACUGGUGGGCUAGCUUCUUCUUUGGAAAGCCAACCCAUCCCAUUAUGACAACUGUGUCGGAAUCCCCAGAGAAUUCAGGAACUUUCCAGGUGGCCAACGGCAUGAUCACUUGUGGCCUGGCUCAGGAAGUAAUGAGGAAGCGCCACGCCAGUGAGCCCAGCAAACAGAGCGCUGGGCCGUCUGCGUGAACAGGCUGGCACAUCUUCCUGCUGCCCGCCUGGCUGCUGCUUCUGAUCCAAACGCUAGGAGUCAGAGCCCAUUUUCCACUCCCCUUCCCCGUAGAGUAGACAGGCUGUAUUAAGUAUUUUAGAUGUAGGGUUUUUAAAAAAACACAAAUUUACACCACCUUUUUACUGUUUCAUUAAUUUGACUGUAUUCUUUUCAUACAGCCUUGGGUAAUACUUUGUUUACUUGUUCAAUUGAAACUAAUAAACUUAAGCAGCCUUUUAAA